Molecule: messenger RNA, 927 nt
Organism: Dictyostelium purpureum
Lineage: Eukaryota; Evosea; Eumycetozoa; Dictyosteliales; Dictyosteliaceae
Exons: 4
Coding region: 1-927 (308 amino acids)
Cellular component (GO): membrane
Source: RefSeq, a predicted model, not a curated record
AUGAUGUUUGCAUUAAAAUCAUACAUAUAUGAUUUAUAUUUCCAAGUUUAUGCUUUCAUAAACUCAUCCAUUUUUUUAAUAUUAUCGCCAUUUUUUAUACUCUUCAAUUUAUAUAAAAAUAAAACCUUUGAACAACCAAAAAAUAUUAUUAUUACAGGAGCAUGUGGUGGUUUAGGUGGACAACUUGCAACCCAAUAUUCAAAACCAGGUACAGUUAUUUCAUUAUUUGGUAUGAACAAUGACCAAUUGCUCACUGUUCAAAAGAAAUGUAUUCGAAAAGGUGCCACAGUAGAAAUUAAUGUUGUAAACAAUUCAGAUAGAGAAUUGCUAAAAAAGAAACUUUUAGAUUUUGAUGAUAGACAUCCAGUUGAUUUAUUAAUAGCCAACGCAGGUCUAAUUGAAAGUCAGGUCCCAAGCGAAUUGGAUUUAGAAGAAAAAACUCAAAGAGUUGUAGAAGUAAAUGUUUUUGGUAUGAUGAAUACAGUUUUACCAUUAGUUCCAAGAUUAGAACAAAGAAGAAAUGGCCAAAUUUGUAUCAUAUCCUCAUUAUCAAGUUAUAUUGAUUUCUUUUACCCAGGUUAUUCUGGUUCUAAAAGCUUUUGUAAUGCUUUUGCUUUAACUCUUCGUAGAAGACUCUAUGAAUAUGGUGUCGGUGUUACACUUGUUACACCUGGUUUCCUCGAUACUCCAAUGUCCACUACCCUAAAAAACAGUGUCAAGUUAACUCCAGUAGAUGAAGCUGUCGAACGUAUCCAAAAUGGUUUAAAAAUCAAUGUUGCUCAAGUUUAUUUCCCAUACAACACUUUCCUUUUAACUUAUUGUUUUAACUUGGUCUCACCAAAUUUAAGAGAACCAUACUCACGUUUUGUUUCAUAUUUAAAUCAAAGGGCCACUUUACAUAAUUCUAAAUUUAUUAAAAACAAUUAA